AUGGGUGAAAGGCCCAGGAGGCAGCUCAUUAAAGCCCUUCUCCUCCUGGGGCUGAACUCCAUCUCUGCCUCCCUCCAGGACCAGCACUGCGAGAGCUUGUCCCUGGCCAGCAACACGUCCGGGCUGCAGUGCAACGCAUCCGUGGACCUCAUCGGCACCUGCUGGCCCCAGAGCCCUGCAGGGCAGCUGGUGGUUCGACCCUGCCCUGCCUAUUUCUACGGCGUUCGCUACAACACCACAAACAACGGCUACCGGGAGUGCCUGGCCAAUGGCACCUGGGCCGCCCGCGUGAACUACUCGGAGUGCCAGGAGAUCCUCAGUGAGGAGAAGAAGAGCAAGGUUCACUACCACACUGCUGUCAUCAUCAACUACCUGGGCCACUGCGUCUCCCUGGUGGCCCUUCUGGUGGCCUUUGUCCUCUUUCUGCGGCUCAGGAGCAUCCGGUGCCUGAGAAACAUCAUCCACUGGAACCUCAUCUCAGCCUUCAUCCUGCGCAACGCCACGUGGUUCGUGGUCCAGCUCACCAUGAGCCCAGAAGUCCACCAGAGCAACGUGGGCUGGUGCAGGUUGGUGACAGCCGCCUACAACUACUUCCACGUGACCAACUUCUUCUGGAUGUUCGGCGAGGGCUGCUACCUGCACACGGCCAUCGUGCUCACGUACUCCACCGACCGGCUGCGCAAGUGGAUGUUUAUCUGCAUUGGCUGGGGUGUGCCUUUCCCCAUCAUUGUGGCCUGGGCCAUUGGGAAGCUGUACUACGACAAUGAGAAGUGCUGGUUUGGCAAAAGGCCUGGGGUGUACACCGACUACAUCUACCAGGGCCCCAUGAUCUUGGUCCUGCUGAUCAAUUUCAUCUUCCUUUUCAACAUCGUCCGCAUCCUUAUGACCAAACUCCGGGCCUCCACCACGUCUGAGACCAUUCAGUACAGGAAGGCUGUGAAGGCCACUCUGGUGCUGCUUCCCCUCCUGGGCAUCACAUACAUGCUGUUCUUCGUGAACCCUGGGGAGGACGAGGUCUCCCGGGUCGUCUUCAUCUACUUCAACUCCUUCCUGGAAUCCUUCCAGGGUUUCUUCGUGUCCGUGUUCUACUGCUUCCUCAACAGUGAGGUGCGCUCUGCUAUCCGGAAGCGAUGGCACCGAUGGCAGGACAAGCACUCGAUCCGCGCCCGCGUGGCCCGCGCCAUGUCCAUCCCCACCUCCCCCACCCGUGUCAGCUUUCACAGCAUCAAGCAGUCCACAGCGGUCUGA
Molecule: messenger RNA, 1248 nt
Organism: Hippopotamus amphibius kiboko
Lineage: Eukaryota; Metazoa; Chordata; Mammalia; Artiodactyla; Hippopotamidae
Gene: CRHR1
Product: corticotropin releasing hormone receptor 1
Exons: 14
Coding region: 1-1248 (415 amino acids)
Biological process (GO): cell surface receptor signaling pathway; adenylate cyclase-activating G protein-coupled receptor signaling pathway
Cellular component (GO): plasma membrane; neuron projection
Molecular function (GO): G protein-coupled peptide receptor activity; corticotrophin-releasing factor receptor activity; corticotropin-releasing hormone binding
Source: RefSeq, a predicted model, not a curated record